Molecule: messenger RNA, 1460 nt
Organism: Corticium candelabrum
Lineage: Eukaryota; Metazoa; Porifera; Homoscleromorpha; Homosclerophorida; Plakinidae
Exons: 9
Coding region: 39-1418 (459 amino acids)
Source: RefSeq, a predicted model, not a curated record
UUCUGAAACAAAUUGAAGCAGAAGGCACAGAGUUAGUGAUGAUGUCUGACCCACGAGCUGCUUGGCCGGAUCAGGUGUCUGACAUGCUUAUGGAUUUGGCGAAACGUUGUACGGACAUGGACAGUCAUAGACGACCAUUUAUAGUGGAGGUUUUACAGGAAUUGAGGGGUAUAGCUCAAAUGGAGAGAUACUCAAAUAGAAAAGUGUGUGAGACGAAAACGGUCACUGCAGACACGACAGACAGAGAGUCUUCCAGUGCAUUUUGUGGACAGUCAAGAGAUCACCAGAAAGGGAGUGAGUACUUGAUGCUGGGUCAAUUGAAAAAGAAAACGAGGGAGAAUCUGGAUCAUGAUCAGUUAAUGGAAAGGAAACCAGAUAAAGAUGAAUCUGAGAGUCACAGCUUAUUGCAAACGAGUCUAGAAAAAGCUGCAGCCAAGAAACUGUAUGCUCACCGAUGGAUCAACCCAUCUUUACGGAGUCGUCACUCAAGCAGUGGAGUUAGUAGUAUACAGUUGAAAGAUUACCAGGGGAGUGGCAAUGAUUUCAAUGAUGUUGCAAGCAGUCAGGAGAGGAGAGACUCUUUUCUUGAAUCUAGUCCAACAACAGUGGAUACACGAUGUUACAGGCAUAUGCCUCUUGAGGCCUCCUUAUUCAGUACACAAACCGACGUCUAUUCUUUUGGAAGGGUAUUGUUUGAAAUGGUAACAGGGCUACCUCCUCACUCUUCAAACAAGAAACUUGAUCUGGCAACAUUUUUUAGACAAAUGGAGGCAGUCAGCACAGAGGUAGUGGCUAUGUUUUACCCACAAGCUCGAUUGUCUCGAUUGGUGUAUUGCAAGGAAGCUCUCAUGCUGAUAGGCAUGGAGGCUCUCAUGAACGAGAUAGUGUACAAAGUAAAGUGUCUCGUGAAAGAGCCAAAGCAAUGGCAACAAGAAAGCUUCAUUGAUCCAAACAUACCGAUUGAAAAAUACCGCAAAAUAUUUGAAAAGCGGAAUCUGAGUGGAUAUUUUACAAACAAGAAUCUCGAUGACUUUAAAUUUGUGUCAUCUGCAUUUUUUGUAAAGCCAGGGAGUAAUGACCUAAUGACAGAUCAAUCCAACAAGAAUGCAAGAGACCCUCCGUAUAAAUCGAGGUCGCUGACUGCCUGUCAUGCUUCAAAUGCAUCUGUUGCACAACAAUUACAAGCAGACAACAAAGAAAGGAAAACAGAUGAAUAUGAAAGUGAGGGUCAUAUCCCAUUGCAGACUACUUUAGAAACAGUUGCAGCUGAAAACCUUUUUGCUGACCAAUGGACCAAAUCGUCUGCACCAAGUCGUCACUCCAGCUCUGGAGGUAGUAACAGACGGUGGAGGAAAGAUUAUAAGGGGAGUGACAGUAACGCUGAUAAUGUUUCAAGCUGUCGGGUUAGUAAACUGUAAUUGGGACUAGUAAGUUGGUAAUUAUGGACAAACAAAUUAUGA